Knipowitschia caucasica is the source of this 219-nucleotide messenger RNA. Lineage: Eukaryota; Metazoa; Chordata; Actinopteri; Gobiiformes; Gobiidae. The record is from the annotation of a GenBank genome assembly.
AUGGGGGGUGGGUUUAUAGCGCUCAAUAAAAAUGCAGAGCUCAGCCUCUUCCGCUAUCCUCAGAGGCAUCGCACUCUCCCGCCUGGAGCUCAGGACUCUCACCAGCCUGGAGACUCGGCGCUCUUACCCGCCUACGGACUCUCAGCCUAUCUCACCUUCCAACAAACCGCCUGGGAGCUUGACACAGCCAGCUCUCCCACUAUACGCCUAGACGCCUAG